Clupea harengus (Atlantic herring) is the source of this 4074-nucleotide messenger RNA. RefSeq names its product IgGFc-binding protein. Gene Ontology annotation, cellular component: extracellular matrix. The record is from RefSeq and is a predicted model, not a curated record. NCBI's taxonomy places the organism in Eukaryota, Metazoa, Chordata, Actinopteri, Clupeiformes, Clupeidae. Gene Ontology annotation, molecular function: protein binding.
CUUAACUGUAUGUCUGUACUAGUGAAUGUAGAGGUCACGCACAAUUAUAUAGUUCAAAAUGUUUCAAGGAUCAUAUUUUGUGCUGUUUUCAGCCAUGGAUACCAAACCUCUAUUAUUCUGUUUUCAGCCAUGGAUCCCAAACCACUUUUAUUCUUCUUGGCUGCAGCAGUAGCCUCAGUGAGUGGGUGUCCUGUUGGUCGAGAAUUUAUGACUACCUUCUUGACAAACUAUAAAACUGGCAGUUCUGGAAAACUUCAGCUUGCUAUUACGGCCCAUGAAAACCCAGCCACAGUGACUGUGACUGUGAGGAGUCUUUCUUUCAGCCAGAGUGUGAAUGUGCCCAAAGGGAACACAAGAUGGAUUGAUUUACCAGCCCAGACUGAACUGUCAGGUCCAGGGUUAUCUCACAAAUCUGUCCGGAUUUCCUCCAACAGUGACAUCACUGUGGUGACAUCAAAUAUCAAAUCUUUCACUGGAGAUAGUAGUGUGAUCCUCCCAACAUCCAACCUGGGCAGGGAGUAUGUAGUGUUCACACCAAUUCCAAGUAUCCUAUCUGCUCUUGUUGCUAUCGUAAAUGGUGACGGAGAUAACGUGGUGGAAAUCCUGCCUUUUGCCGACAUGUCUGUCAAAGGCAUAGAGCACUGGAAGCGAGGGAAAAAAAUUACCCUCAAGCUAAAGCCUAAUGAAGUCUACCAAUUUAUGAGUGGUAGCACGUUCACUGGCACCAGGAUCCUGUCUACACAACCUCUGGCUGUUCUGGUGGGAAACCAGUGUGCUCGGAUCACGGGAUCCUGUGAACACGUAUAUGAACAGCUAAUCCCAACAACAAGUUUUUCAAAUCACUAUUUGAUUCCGGGUAUGCAAACAACCCAUAACAACCAAAGAGACCUCGCAUAUGUGGUUGCAGCUGAUGAUGAUACAGCUGUUACCAUUUCAAAUCAGCUACCAGAGAAAAGAAUCACACUUCAUGCAGGGGGAAGCAAGAAAAUCCCCAUAGUAAAAGGUGAAUCUGUCAUUGUAAGCAGCAACAAGAGGGUGAUGGUGAUGUACUUUGGAAGCAACCUUCCAUACGACGAGUUUCUCACUACCAUUCUCCCGACGUCUGAGAUGUCAAAUAAGUGGACGUUGUACUUACAAAAAAGUUAUAUCAACACGGCUGUCAUCGUCUCUGAAGUGGAGGACUUAAAAACAAUCAGCGGAGUGACAGGCUGGAAGCCUUUCGGCUCUGAUGGGCGGUAUGCGUGGGCCACAAAGUCACUUGGUAAAGGCAAAGGUCCUGUCACCAUCUCUGAAAAGGCCCUCAUGGCAGUUUAUGUCUUUGGUGGCAAACAUAGGCACGGUUAUGGUACAACCGGGGUGUGUUCCACAGGAGUUGUACCAACUUCACCACCUGACCCUUGUGAUGGUAUCACGUGCCGGGAGAAGGAGGAAUGCAAAAGAGGUGUUUGUGUUCCCAUAUCAAGGGCAACCUGCUCGGCUCUGGGGGAUCCCCAUUACACAACCUUUGACGGGAAACGCUAUGACUUCCAGGGCACCUGCACCUACACCAUGGCAGAGGUUUUGAAGAAAGAAGCAGGCCUCAUACCCUUCACAGUCCAGGCCAAGAAUAACCACAGAGGGAACAAAUGGGUGUCUCUUGUGAGGAAGGUCACAGUGACUGUGUACAAUCACACAGUGGCCAUCAGAAAAAAAAGGGGCGCGGUGGAGGUGGAUGGCGAAAUUAUGUUCCUGCCUGUGAGUCUUGUGGGGGGAAAGCUUCAGGUGGUCCACAGAGGAAGGUAUGCCGUUCUGAAAACAGAUUUUGGCCUGAAAGUCUUAUAUGACUGGAGUAUGAUGCUGUACAUUACAGCACCAAGCAGCUACUUCGACACAGUCGGCGGACUUUGCGGGAAUUACAACGGUGACCGUGGCGAUGAAUGGACCAGUCGGUCUGGAGGUCGACUCUCUUCAUCCCUCGAGUCUGCAAAGAGCUGGAAAGUACCUGACGGUGACUUGUUCUGUAAUGAUAACUGUCGUAAUAAUUGCCCCAGUUGCUCUCCGGCCCAGCGAGGCAAAUUUAGUGGGAAUAAGUACUGUGGCCUCAUGACUGACUCCAAUAGUGUAUUUGCCAACUGCACGGGCAAAGUUGACCCCAACAUGUUCUUCGACAAUUGCGUGUAUGACAUAUGCAUCAAUAAAGGCAUCAGAAGGUUCCUGUGUGACAACAUUGAAAAUUACGUGGCUGCAUGCAUGGCCGAGGACAUCAAGAUCGAUCGCUGGAGGACUCUUGCUAACUGUCCCAUAGAUUGUCCUGCAAACAGCCACUUUGAAGCAUGUGGCGCAGCCUGUGCAUCGUCUUGUGCUGAGAAAGAUGCCGCAUCCACCUGCAAACUGCCCUGUGUAGAGGGCUGCCAGUGCGACAAGGGUUUCGUGCUCAGUGUUGACAAGUGUGUGCCAGAGACCUCGUGUGGCUGCACCCACGAAGGGCGCUAUUACCCACCAGGGAAGACUUUUUGGACAGACAACACAUGCUCUAAAAAAUGCACAUGCAAUUCUGGAAACCUUCAGUGCACUGACACCAAGUGCAAGAGUUCUGAAGUGUGUUCUUUGAGGAAUGGCGUGAGAGACUGCUACCCACUCUCCUACGCCACCUGCUGGGGCUCCGGUGACCCACACUACCGCUCGUUUGAUGGUAAGAGAUUUGACUUCCAGGGAACGUGCACAUACUACCUGUCCAAACUAGUCAACACUGAAGAUCCAACUUUGAAACCUUUUGAGGUGCAAGUCCAGAACGAGAACCGAGGCCGAAACAAGGCGGUGGCCUACACCAAGACAGUCUUGAUCAAAGUCUAUGGACACACCAUUGUCUUGAGUAGUGAUAACCCGGGAAGAGUACUGCUUAACGUUUUUGUAAACUUGCCAAUGACACUGGAAGAGGGACGACUGUCAAUUUUCCGAAGAGGCCGGACUGGAGUGGUUAAAACCGAGUUUGGCUUGGAAGUGCAGUAUGACUGGAGAAGCUAUGUGUCUGUUACUCUCCCAAGCACCUACAGUGGAGUGGUGGGUGGCCUGUGUGGAAACCUCAAUGGCAAUGGUCACGACGACAUGCUUACACCCAACAACACCAAUGCCAAAAACCCAACCAAGUUUGGUAUAAGCUGGAAAGUGAAGGAUGACCCUCGGUGCAAAGACACAUGCGAAGGCCAGAAGUGCCCUGAGUGUGACAUCAACGCAGAGGCGAACAAGGAUUUCCGAACAGCCUGUAGCAUCCUCAAGAACAAGGCUGGUCCCUUCAAGGACUGUCACAGCAAAGUGAAUCCGGAGCAGUACUAUAAUGACUGUGUUUAUGACAUGUGCAUGUAUAAUGGCCACUCUUCUGCACUCUGCAAUGUCCUCAGCACGUACACCACGGUGUGCCAGGAGGCCAAAGCCAGGAUCUACGUUUGGAGAACAAAGACAUUCUGUCCGCUGGCCUGCCGGGCAAACAGCCACUACGAGGUGUGCAUGUCUGGCUGUUCUGAGAUGUGUCGCGGAGCCGAGGAGCCAGAGAGCUGCGAGAGCGCCCCCUGCAGGGAGGGCUGCGAGUGCGAUGACAACUUUGUGCAGAGCGAUGGACAGUGUGUGGCAGAGGAUCAGUGUGGCUGUGAGCACAAAGGGCGCUACUACCAGCAAGGACAAGUAUUUUUCCUCGGUGACCAGUGCACAGGCCGUUGUGUGUGUGGGAACGACGGCAGGGUACAAUGCCAAAACAACUUCUCUUGCGGGCCCCAUGAAGUGUGCCGCAUCCAGGACGGGACCAAGGCGUGCUUCCCCACUGCCAGAGCAGCUUGUUCUGUGUCAGGGAGGGGACACUACAGCUCAUUUGAUAACAGGAGGUUUAGUGUUCCUGGGAACUGCGUGUACAAAAUGGCAGAGGUCGUCAAGGACCAAGAUGGUAAGAGGGUUCCCUUCAGUGUGGUAGUCCAUCAGGACUCAGCACCCAAUCAUCCGACGGUUACCCGCAGUGUCCAAAUACAAGUCAAUGACUACAACAUCCUCAUGCUUCCUGGAAAAAUCUGGGAAGUCACGGUAAUUGCGCAUACCGUAGCUGUCUAG